GUCCAUGUCUAAAGAAAACCGGCUGGAUAUUAUAAUUGUUUUAUUGUAUCUUCGGCACAUGCGGACGCACUGGGGACAACAUCGUUAAAUAGUGCCUAAGUGGAACGAAAUACACCCAGCUGUCCAGAUGAUGCGAUCACUGACUACGCCGACUCCAAAGCGGCUUCGGGAUUUAAUAAGAGAAAUCAGGUCAGCUCGUACAGCUGCCGAUGAACGUGGAGUGGUGCAAAAAGAAUGUGCAGCAAUACGUGAAUCAUUUCGGGAUCAAGAUAACACAUACAGAUGUCGCAAUCUCGCCAAACUUCUUUACAUCCACAUGUUGGGCUACCCUGCUCAUUUUGGCCAGUUGGAAUGUUUGAAGCUGAUAGCAUCCCCAAAGUUUACAGACAAGAGGAUUGGCUACCUUGGUGCAAUGUUGUUACUAGAUGAGAGACAAGAUGUCCAUCUACUGGUCACUAACUCCCUGAAAAAUGACCUUGGUCAUCAAACCCAGUAUAUCCAAAGCCUUGCCCUCUGUACGCUUGGCUCCAUCUGUUCCACAGAGAUGAGUCGUGAUCUGGCAGGAGAGAUAGAAAAGAUGAUCAAAUCAUCCAAUGCCUAUGUGAAGAAAAAGGCAAUACUGAGUGCAUUUUGCAUCAUUAGGAAAGUUCCUGAUCUCAUGGAGAUGUUUAUCCCUGCUACCAGGACGUUAUUGAAUGAGAAAAACCAUGGGGUUCUUCUGACGUCUGUGUGCCUGAUAACGGAGAUGUGUGAGCGUAGCCCUGAUACGCUACACCACUUCAGGAAGGUUAGGACUGUACCACAGUUAGUCCGGAUCCUGAAGAACCUGAUAAUGGCUGGCUACUCACCGGAACAUGAUGUGUCUGGUGUCAGUGAUCCUUUCCUGCAGGCCAAGAUAUUGAGACUGCUGAGAAUACUUGGAAAGAAUGACACAGAAGCCAGCGAAACUAUGAAUGACAUUCUUGCACAGGUGGCCACCAACACGGAUACCAGCAAGAAUGUGGGACAUGCUAUUCUUUAUGAGAUUGUUCUUACCAUCAUGGGUAUACAGUCUGAAGCCGGUCUUAGAGUUCUAGCAGUAAACAUUUUGGGAAGAUUUUUAUUGAACAAUGAUAAGAAUAUCAGAUAUGUAGCCUUGAACACAUUAUUACGUGUUGUACAAGCAGACUAUAAUGCCGUACAGAGACACAGAACAACGAUAGUGGAUUGUCUCAAGGAUCCAGACAUUUCAAUAAGGAGACGUGCUAUGGAGUUGUCCUUUGCUUUAGUGAAUACUGGAAAUGUACGGGGCAUGAUGAAGGAGCUUCUGCACUUCCUUGAAACCUGUGACCCAGAAUUCAAGGCUGAUACUAGCUCUAACAUCAUCUUAGUUGCUGAAAAAUACUCUCCAAACAAGCGUUGGCAUAUAGAUACAAUUAUGAAGGUUCUUAUCACGGCUGGAAAUUAUGUACGAGACGAUAUGGUAUCUGUAUUGAUUCAACUUAUAGCAGAGACCACCACCUUGCAUGGUUACACUGUUAAGUCUAUGUUCCGACAACUCCAGUGUGACAUCACACAGCAGCCCCUCACACAAGUGGCUACCUGGUGUAUAGGAGAAUAUGGGGAACAGUUACUGGUAGAACAGCCUGAUGAGGAGGAACCAAUGCAGUUCUCAGAAGAUGAAGUGAUCACAGUGUUAGAGAAAAUUCUUACCAAUAAUAACUCGCUGGAGGUUACCAAGGAAUAUUGUAUCACUGCAGUCAUGAAACUUAGUUCCAGAUUUAGAACGACAAUGGGGAGGAUCAAGAAGAUGAUUGAGUAUUAUGGCACCAGUGUUAAUGUAGAGUUACAGCAGCGGUCUGUAGAAUACACAUCUGUCUUCACCAAGUUUGACCAUAUGAGGUCAGCAUUAUUGGAACAGAUGCCUUUGAUUGAAAAGAGCCGGAGUAAAAACUUGCUAUCUAAUAAUGAGGAUGAGGGGCUGGGCAACGGGCUGGAGGAUUUAACUUCGGAUAAGUCAGGUGGCGAUGGCAGUAUGAAACUUCUAGACACUGCGAAACAGAGCACACAGCAGACAGAGGGUCAAAAUAUUCUAGACCUUUUAGGGGACCUUGGACCUACACCUGUGAUACCUACAAACCCAGAACCUUCCAAAUCAGCUGGCGCCAAUGACCUCCUGGACCUUCUGGGGGAUGUAGCAAAUGCUGCUGCGGGUAAUACAGUCAACAACAUGGUUCCAGCUCCUAAUCAUAAUUUGAUGGACAACUUAUUAGGUGCCACAACACCUAGUGCCCAGAUGAAUGGUGGAACAACAGGGUUAGAAACAUUAACAGCAUUUAACAAAAAUGGUUUGUUAAUUGAGUUCAUGUGUGAACGAGAUGAGACACAGGCUAAUGUUACCACUGUCAACGUGAAGGCCACCAAUUCCACAGCCACUUCGAUGGCUGAUUUUGUCUUUCAGGCGGCAGUACCAAAAUCAUUCCAGUUACAGUUAUUGUCCCCCUCUGGCAAUAUGAUUCCUCCCAUGAAUGAUGGCGCCAUUACACAAGUCAUCAAACUUAACAACCCACAAAAGCAACCAAUUAGAAUGAGAAUUAAAGUUUCUUAUGUUCAAAAUGGCAAUGCCAUAUCGGACACAGGUGAAAUGAACUCCUUUCCUAAAUAUCUAUGGGAAUGAUGUCAGCUCUACGGUGUACCAGCUGCCAAAUAAUUACGGGAUUAUCAACAAAAAACGAAAGUGCAAAAUGGAAUUCAUUCAAGAGGAGAUUCACCGUUUGACAUUCUCCGAGUCUCUAUAUUGAUGGGCAUGGUCCACAGGCGGUAUAUCAAGACGGCCAAACAAUCUUAAUUGGUUAAAGCAACAAUUUCUUCAAUCAUGUGACCUACUUGCAGGCAGGCUCUGCCACGGUCACCUUCCUCCCUGGUUCUUUGUGGAUAUAAGUCAAAGAAGCCUGAUUAAACUUAGUGUUGCUAGUCAUACCCAAGCAUACCCAAGGAUCAGCACGUAAACAAAUAUUGUGAAGUUUCUGCGAUAACAAGUAUGUCACUCAUGGAGAUGUGGAAGGAGAAGAGAUGUAAUUAGCAAUGUACCAAUUUUUGAUAUUUAUAAAUGUGCUAGGAGCCAUCUGUGGUGUGUAUAUUGGUUCUGUUCUUGGAGUGUUGAAUAAAUGAAUUAAUUAAUGGCUGUGAGAGUUGAAAUACAUCGUACCACAUUUUGGACUGUUAGUUUUUUAAUGUACACAUAAUUUUUCGUUAAUUGGUUCAUUUUCUUCAGUACCUGUUUUAAUAAGGAACUACAUUUCUGAUGAAGAAAACAAACAGUACUUGCUUAAACUUUCAAGGAAAAACAAGUCUUCCUUUAAGGUCUUUGAUACCUUGAAUAGUUUUCAUUCUUCAUUUUGGUUGUACUUAAAGUUAUAGAUAUAUGAUAGUUAACUUUGACUUUUCAAGAUCAAGAUGUGAAAGACCAUACAGUCUGGAUAAAUUUUGAUAUCAGAUCAAUUUAAAUCCAUUUAUGCAUAAAGAUAAAACCAGAAAAUGUACUAUAGCAGGUGAUCUGUGAAUUUGAUAUCAUUUUGUGUACACGGAAGUUUCUGUCCAGCAUUUGGGUCAAAUUUUGUAUUGAAAAGUUGAGGGCAGGUUGAAAGGAAAAUUAAUGAUUAUGAAAUACUUGACGUAGUGGUAUAAAAAGUGAUAACUUCAUCUUUAAUCUUGCUUUGUCCAGUCCUUAUCUUAGUAAACAAUGAGUUCUGUUUAGCAAAUAUAAUCCAGUAUAUUUGUGAACAAUCAGAUUGUUAGGAGACUUGAAAGUACAUGGGUAAUAUAGACAGUCGAGGGUUUCUUUCUUGGUACACCUUCAGAUGUAAUAUAUUUAUUGUGUGUAUAUGUAUUCUUUGUAAGAAGUUUAAUACCAUACUGGUCCUUAAAUGUUAUUACAGAAUUAAGUCUAUUAAAUUUUUGGUUUUGGUUGCUGUUGUCACUCCUGGGACUUUAUUUUCAAGGAGAAAAAUGUGUAGCCAGAAAUUUGACAAAGAUUGACAUAAUUGGCAAAAAUCAACUAUUAUUGAUAACAAUGUAUAGUUAUACAAAAGGAAUGAGGUUCAGCUAUGUCAAAGAUAGUGACACUUGCGUAAAUUACAAAAAAAAAGAUGUGUACAAAAUCAUAAUAUGUGGUAAUGUUUGGGUCAUUCGGAGGUCGCUGACUUACAAAUUUACAGACUUGUCUUCAAGUCGUUCAGAGGUCACUGGUUUAGACUUAUAAACUUGGUCUGUUGUAAGGUUACUGUCUUAUCUGGAAAUCUUUGGGUCAUUCAGAGGUCACUGGUUUAGACUUAUAAACUUGGUCUGUUGUAAGGUUACUGUCUUACCUGGAAAUCUUUGGGUCAU
Ylistrum balloti is the source of this 4365-nucleotide messenger RNA. Its product is annotated as AP-1 complex subunit gamma-1-like. The coding region runs from base 128 to 2656 and encodes 842 amino acids. The record is from RefSeq and is a predicted model, not a curated record. Lineage: Eukaryota; Metazoa; Mollusca; Bivalvia; Pectinida; Pectinidae. The transcript has 22 exons. Gene Ontology annotation, cellular component: Golgi apparatus; AP-1 adaptor complex; membrane coat. Gene Ontology annotation, molecular function: clathrin-cargo adaptor activity. Gene Ontology annotation, biological process: intracellular protein transport; receptor-mediated endocytosis; Golgi to vacuole transport.